UUCAGAACGCUCAUUGGCUUGCAUUGUGAAGAUGUGAUGUUGCAGCUAGUUUUAAGGUAUCUGAUCCCAUGUAACCACAUGAUGUUGAGCCAGCGAAGGGCUGUGAAAGAGAGAGAUUGUUACUCCGUAUCUGCUGCAAAACUGCUUGCCCUGACACCACUCUGCUGCUCCACUGGGAUCACCUUGACUCUAGAAAGCCAAGGAAAAGAUUAUAUUCUCUGGACAAAAGCAGCUCAAACUGAAGAUUCUGUUAGAAGCGUUUCUGAAUCCACCUGCAUUGUGGAAUUUGGAAGAGCUGUGGAUAUCAGCUACCUGCAGUACCUGGGAGAAGCUCAAGAAGCCAUCCUCCAGUGUCUGAAAGAUUGUAAGGUCUGGUCUGCUUCAUACGAUGGAGUAAAUCCUGAUCCUGAGACCUUUAUCCAAACACUUGCUGAGGAGAACGGUACAGAUGUGGAACACCCCAUGUUUCGUCUCCAGCAAAGGACACCCAGCAUGUGUAGCUCACAAACAGCACCAAUGGGUGAGAAGAUGCAGUUGGAGCUGGAAUGGGAUGAUAGCUAUGACACAGGGAUUUCUCCUGGUUCUGAUGUGAGCUCGCUCCAGCAGUAUGAUGAUCUGGGAAAUACAGAGGUGCAGAUGCCUGCAGUGCCACCAAAACAUAUUCAAGAGAUGAAAAAAAAUGCUAUCAUGCUUGUCAAAGGAUCUUACAUAGAGGAUUCGGACUUUCAGGAUGAUGUUAUGGUUUACAGAUUAUGUGCCCAGAAGGAUAUGCAGGAUGAUGACAACUCCAAGGAGAAAACUUUAAAUGUGUCCAGAGAACAUCAGGUCCAAAGCCAGACUGUUGUCAAUGGGCCUCUCUCUAACAGCCAGCUGGAAGUGGGCGUGGAUGAGCACAGUGAAAAAAAAUCAAGCUUGACUCAAAGUGUAACGAAAGAACAAAUAAACCAGAAAAUGGUGGAGACUGAUCCACAGCCAGACUUAGAGUUGAAGCUUCAGGAGGCAGAUAAUUGCUUAAGCUCACAAACGCUGAGCACAGAUGGUGAGGAUUUCAUUGCACAGUAUGACAAAAUUAUUAAGGAACUGGAUCCAAACAAUGCAGGUGUGGAGGAGCAAAAGUUAGACACUCCUGAUCCUGUGUCUCCUGCAGAAGAGGAGGAGGACUUUGAGAAUUUCUCAGCAGAUACCCCUUCUGUGGAGAGCACGUCAUCUCCCUUUGGACCAAAGGAGGAUGCAUCCCCCAAGCGUGCUGCGAGGAGUCAGAGUGCUCCAUUCACAGGACCAUUUAUCAGCGUGGUGUUGUCCAAGCUGGAGAACAUGCUGGAGAACUCCCUGCAUGUGAAUUUGCUGCUUAUUGGGAUUAUUACUCAGCUAGCAAGUUACCCACAGCCUCUUCUUCGCUCCUUUCUGCUCAACACCAACAUGGUGUUUCAGCCCAGCGUACGGUCACUUUAUCAGGUGCUGGCAUCUGUGAAAAAUAAAAUUGAACAUUUCGCUUCUACGGAAAAAGACUUCCCAGAUCUUCUCCUGGAGGCCCAACAGUACUUACUUUUUCGUGUGGACAUGUCUGAUGCCGCUGAAGAACUGCUAACCAAAGGUAACGUGGGGAAAGGAAGGAGCCUCUCAGAAGCACCCUCAGCUGUGCUGCAGCCUUUCCUGGGACAUAAGGGAAAGAGGAGCCUGGCUCACCCCAGCCUUCCCGUGCACGUGAGGAAUGCUGUGCUCGCAGCUGCCCUUUUCCCAGAGUUCCUGAAGGAGCUGGCAGCCCUUGCACAGGAACACUCCAUUUUAUAUUGCAAAGUACUGGGGGAUUUUGAGGAUUAUUAUUAGUGGGUUUUACUAAACAUGAUGGGUUGUUGGGGUUUUUUUUGUUUGUUUGUUUUUUAAGAAAAAAGACUUUUGAAGUUUAAGCUGAUUAUUUUUUUUAGUGCAAAGCUGCUUAUGAAAGAAGGUUCUACUUCACUACUUCCUGAAAAUACUUGAUUUGAGAGGGAAGGAAGAGGCAGAAUGCUAUUCCACAUUACUUUAUAUUAGGCCUUACAACUUUCCUCUGUGCUACGUAACGUAUUUGAGAGAUUUCUUAUUCUGCUGUUAGAGCAGCUCCCUAAGCUCACCUUGUUACAUGGGUGCUCCUCUUUACUGCCACUGACUCCUGUUGAAUUUUCACAGUAGGCACUUAAAUUAGGUGGUCUAAGAGGGGUCAAAUGUUUCAGCUUUUUAUUACUUCAGAAAUACUGUAAGAAAAAAGCCUGUUAGAACACAGUUUGUCUGGAAAAGCACUGCCCUGGGACAAAGUCUGGGGUAAAGAAAUGUAUGCAAAAUGUGCACAAAACCCUUUUCUGUGAAGGGCUGUGCUUCUCCGUGGCUCUGUCCUCUUCUCUGCUCCCCUCCCUCUUCCCUGGGACGGGGUUCUUGCCAGCACACCUCUGAGAAGCCCUCCUUUGCCAGUAGCUCAGGUUUGUGAAUUCAAGUGAUCUUAUGUGUGUUAAACCCAUGACUAGCUGCAAGCAGGUGCUGGGCUCUACACAUACCGCAUUGCCUUAUGUUGCAGACAGAUCUGCGGCUAUCAGCUGUUGGUCUUUGAAGUCAAAUGAACUGUGUAAGUGGAUGUGGACUGCAGACUGCCUGGAAUUUUCCUUGCAGUUUCUCAGCAUUCUUUAAUAUCUACUGCACUGCUACCUAAACUCUCAAGCAUGCCUUAUUUAGUAAGAUUUGCACAAAGUACAAAGCAAAAUGUGUCUAUGCAAGUGGUAAUUAACUUGUUGUUUGUUUUUAUGCUUAUUUUAAUAAGCUAAGGAACGGUAUUCAGUUUCUUUCAGUAGUAUUAAAAGGACAGCAGGCUGUUUUUGUCAAUCUUUUUUUCCCCCCCUCCAUAUUUUAAUGGAAAAUAUUGGCAUGCUCCUGAAAGCCGUUCUGUUUUAUUCUUCCUUUUUGGGGGGUUAUGGGGAAAGUGGAAAGUUGAAUACUGUUUGUUUACUUCUCAUUUAGGUGUCGACUUUUCCUAAUAUUGCACUUUUUGGAUGGUGAGGGGAGGAGCAGGCUGUUCGCCAGCUGCAGAAUAGGAAGCAGCAAUAGGGAGAGCUGUCUGCUAGUGACUAACUGCUUGAGAAAAUUCUCAUCUGUGAGUAAUGGGCUUCAUUAGAAGAACCCAAGCAUGAUGAAUUGGCGCAUCACUACUGCAUUUCAUCUUACCUUAGUAGAGUAAUUGUGCUUCCAGUGUGCUGUAGUUGGCUCCAUAAAGAGGGGCUUCAUUCAAGAAAGCCUUAUAUCCACUUUUUCCAGGAAAAAAAAAAACCAAAAAACUUAACAGCCACUCCAGGAAAUUGAAAGAAAUGGAAAAAAUGUUUGUGUGAAUUGAUUCUGCUAACUGUAAUUCCAGAAUUCCAGAAAACUCCAGAAUCACAUCCCAAUUUUCAAACACGCUUUCUCAGAGAUUGCAAGGGAAAAGCUUAUGUACAGAACACUGAGUUUAAGAACAAAACAAAUUAAGAAACAAAAACCAGCAAAACCACCCUCAGAAAUGUCUAAUUACAGGUCAGUUCUUGUGGACCUUGCACUGCAAUUUAAGCUCCUAAAGUCUUCAGAUGCCUCUGAAAAAUGGUACCUUUCACGUGCAAGUUGUGGGAAGCAUUCGUUGUCAGUCUGCUGUAGGUUAUUUCAGGGAAGAAAAUCCCAAAGUGUAUCUCUAGCAAGAUCACUUCAAGUGAUCUACCUCCACUUGUUUGCUGUACAGUCAUCAUGUCCACCAUGGUGGAAGGGUUACAUUGCUUCCCAGCUGACUCCAGUGUGCUUGCACUCAUAACUUGAUGGGUUUGUUAUUUGUUUGCUUGUUUUGCUUAAAAACAAGCACCAUUGCAUCACCAUCCCAUAAGUCAUGUCUGUCCUUCACAUGACUGACCUCACAAGCUUCCUCAGAAGCUGGAGCCAAAGCUGUGGGUUUUUUUCUUAAAUCUUGGUUAUCCAUGAUUAGGAGAGCUCUUCUUUCUUUCUUUUUCUUUUUUUCCCCUACAACACUGCUAUAGACAAGAGCUAACUUGUAAAUACUUUACUGUGUCCAUAGGAAAUCAUGUGUUCUUCCUGCACUCUCACUCUUACCCACAUGCAUUGCUGUCCUUCAUGCUGGACUCAUUGACCUACCAAAGGGGUUCAGUGGCAUGUGGAAAGUGUUCUGGCACUGUGAGUGCAGAGCAAGGGUGUGCUGCACUCCUCUCCUGCUAGGAACUUUGUGAGCAAAAGCAAAAGUAAUGAAUCUGUGUGAAUCUAUAGUGCUUCAAGAUCAACUGCUACGUUGCAGUAGUAAUCAUGUAUGUUUUUAAAAAAAAUCUUUUAUUUAUUUAAGAAAAAAGAAAAGAAGAAUUCUGCAGACUGUUGCUUAAGGCAGUAAGCUUACUGUAUGGACCCUCCCUUGUUUCUACUUUGAAAUAAAAAUCUUUGUUUGCUGGG
Molecule: messenger RNA, 4440 nt
Organism: Coturnix japonica (Japanese quail)
Lineage: Eukaryota; Metazoa; Chordata; Aves; Galliformes; Phasianidae
Source: RefSeq, a predicted model, not a curated record